CCUACUAAGUAGGCUUCGUCGGAACCGAGCACAUCUCUCCAGUCGCAGUUAUGGCGGAGCCUUCGGCUCGAGGAGAUGAUGGCGAUUGGCAGGAUUUUAACGAAUUCAAGAGUGGAACGGGACGGAAUAUUCACAUGGAGCGGGUUCGUGUGAACGCUGAAGAGAUGUCGCUGCUGCUGGAUGGGGUUUCUUUCCCAGAGCACGCGUUUGAGACCAGCCCUUACACGGAGGACAUGAUCACACACUUCGAGGAGAAGUUACAGUUAUGCUUCCAAAACCUAAACCCUAAACCAGACGCGAUAAAUCCAGUGACGCCGAUAAAUGAGGAUACGACCCUGAGAUGCGAUGAGAUCUGGAAGGCUCUCACAGAUAACUACGGCAGUGUCAUGCCUGUGGACUGGAGUCAGUCUAAAGCUCGCUCGCUUCACCUCUCAGCGCUGAGCAUUGAGGACAGACCGCGGAUGGAGAGUGUGAACCUGGACCUGUCUGAUGAUGAGGACCUGAGGGAGCAGAUGGACACGCACUCCAUCAUCGUGUCCUGCAUCAGCGAGGAACCGCUGCUCACUGCUGAACAGGUGAUUGAGGAGCUCGAGGAGCUCAUGCAGGACUCCCCGGAGCUGGAAUCAGAGCGGAUGGCUCCACACUCAGAGCUCUCGCUCGUCUCUCAGAGGUCUCACAGCAGCCAGAUGGACGAGGAGCGUGAGUACGUCCCUCUGGAGGUCCGGUGCAGGGCUGUGGAGGCGUGUCUGAGGUGUGCUCUCUGUGCAGGAGCGAGGCUGAUGUCUGCGCUGGAGCUGAACGACGAGCUGGAGGACGUGGAGACGGCCAUACGCAGGUAUUCAGAGGAGCUCAUCCAGCAGCUGGCCAUCAGAGAUGAGCUGGAGUUUGAGAAGGAGGUGAAGAACAGCUUCAUCUCAGUACUCACAGACGUACAAAACCGGCAGAAGCUCCACCGAGAGAUGCUGAGGAAGAAGAGGAAAGUGAAGAACGCGUCUGGAUCAGAGAGACUGCCCUCUUCUCGCUUCAGCAUGGAGGGAAUCUCGUCUGCCAUUCAGAAUGGCUUUCGCCACACUUUUGGCAGUGUGGGCGGGGAGAAACAGUACGUAACAACAGUCAUCCCUUACGAGAGAAAAGACGGACCGCCGUCACUCCAAGACCUUCAGAUCUUUACCAAAAUUUUAGAAGCCAUGAGAGAUGAGAGCGAUAAAGUCCCAAGCCUCCUCACAGACUACAUCCUCAAAGUGCUCUGCCCCACGUAGAGAGAGGCUCGUCUCUGCAGCGUCCCUGGAGGGAGUUACUCACUGUGUUCCUCAGAUUUUACCUUCUUCUCACUGCAUGAUGUGUGUUCGACUUCAGUUCUUCUGUACUGAUGUGAUGGUCUGUACUGUGCCUGUUUUCCCGCACAUGGCAGUUUGCAGUAUUCAGUGUUUGUGUGACUGGAGGAAAAAUCCAGAUCUGGACUGUAGGACUCGUCUCAGUGUAAAUGUCCACCUUAUUUUGCAGCUUAGAAAGGUCAUUUCUGUGAAUGUGUGAGACUUCUGAUCCAUUAGCUGCUGCAGGUAAAUACAGUAUAUACAAGAAAAACAACAUGCAAGAAACAGUAAAACUAUUUGCACUAUAAUCCACUGUGUUUAAGACUGUGAUAAUAAAAUAAUAUGAUAACAAAUACCAGUUUGAAAUAUCAAGCAGCAAACUAGACUGCUGUAAGGGCUAGAAGAGCAGGACAUGAAUGACACCGGAAGCCUCACACAUUCAAGUUAUAAACAGCUGCAUCCGUUCCUACAGUAAAAAUGAGGUGGACAGUAUUAACGUACUAAUGCAGCGCGAGUCCCGUCUGAGAGAGAUGUGGCUUGUAUGAUCUAAAACAGUGGUUCUCAACUGGUGGGUCACAAUAUUUAUCUGCAGGCCUGUUCUAAUAAAUAAUUAAUAAUAAUUAUAGUAUAAAUCAAUAAAAAGUCAUUAAAAUAGCAUACAAAUAAUGUAACUUAGACACACUAUAUGUGACACUUUUGCUCAUAUCAUAUUAAUAAUUUGACAUAUUUUGUGUGUGUGUGUGUGUGUGUCAGAUCUUCUCUCUUACCGUGUCUUGAACAUGAAAGCAUGAAAAAAUUGAAUAUGUGAAUUCUGGGUCUAAUUCAAGUUGGGAAGGAAUCAAUAUGAACUAUUUGCAAAUAAUAUUUAAAACACAUGCACUAUAAUUUGUUGAAAACACGACGUUUCUCGUCUCGUCACAUUCAGUUAGGAAGUACGUUAAUCUUGUAAAUGAUACCGUAUUUUCAAUUCAAAAUGGCCAUAUUUACAAAAACAGAGUUGAGCAGUUUGUAUCCCUGGAUAUUACUGUUGUUUAACAUUUCUAUCGUAAAACAUUUCAAAUAUUGAAUGUUCGGUACCUCUCUGCUUUUGUGAACCGUUAAGCUCCGCCUACUUUGAUUUGAUUGGCCAUCGCAGUCAUUUGAAAACAUUUUGUCAUCCUAACAACAAACAGAGCACUGUGUAACGGAGAGCAGCAGAUCAGUGCAAGAGUUUACAACAUUAGGGGGACAGUUUGGCCAUUUCUAAUCACUGGGGAGGACUUGUCCCUCUUACUGUCUUUGGUGGUUACCGUCCUGGUCCUGAUGCAAACCCAGAUGAGAACCGCUGAUGUAAAGCAUGCUGUAUUACUGUUCCAAUCCUACGGAUUGAUUAGUUGUCCUGUAACAUGUGCACUUACUGUUCUUUUAAACGUGUGCUGUUUUGCUCAGACUGACUGAACUCCAGCGAGUGAAUCAGCUGAUAAUGCCUUACAUAACUAAACAUCUAUUCACUCGCCUCCAGCUGAGCGUUACUCCAGUGCUUCUGCUGUUACGGUUGUGUGUUUGAAUCUAUGCACUGUGUGAAACAGACAGAUCGGAGCGUAUCUUCUUGACUUGAGACACAUUGAGCCUUAAACAAAUGAAUAAAUCUACAUGCUGGUGA
Messenger RNA from Cyprinus carpio (common carp), 2955 nucleotides. Its product is annotated as fasciculation and elongation protein zeta-2-like. Gene Ontology annotation, cellular component: cytoplasm; axon. Lineage: Eukaryota; Metazoa; Chordata; Actinopteri; Cypriniformes; Cyprinidae. The record is from RefSeq and is a predicted model, not a curated record.